Molecule: messenger RNA, 2385 nt
Organism: Sparassis crispa
Lineage: Eukaryota; Fungi; Basidiomycota; Agaricomycetes; Polyporales; Sparassidaceae
Product: Ubiquitin carboxyl-terminal hydrolase 14
Exons: 11
Coding region: 1-2385 (794 amino acids)
Biological process (GO): protein deubiquitination
Molecular function (GO): zinc ion binding; protein binding; cysteine-type deubiquitinase activity
Source: RefSeq, a predicted model, not a curated record
AUGUCGACCUGCACCCAUCUUAGCGAGAUCGCUCGCCUACAACGUCCUAAGGUCUCGGAGUCCGUGCACAGAGAAGAAUGCACCCAGUGUUUUGACAAUCAGGACCAUCCGCUCGGGAUCGACGUCUGCUUAAUCUGCUUUAACGGAGGGUGUCUCGACAAGGACAGGCAUCAUGCGCGAACCCACUUCGAGAAAUCUGGGCAUGCAUUCACCCUGAAUGUGAAGCGCAAGCUGAAGCCCUCGGCCAAUCGUUCAGAAGAUGAGGAACCGCCUGCAAAAAUAAAAAAGCUAGCGAUCGUGGAAGAGCGCGAUGAGGACAAGUACGAGUACAAAACUGUGAUCAAGUGCUGGAAGUGCUACCCCCAGAACGGUCUCGAGAUUCCAGACGCGUCGUUGGAUCCCAUCGUCAAGUCCCUCAGCGACGCCGUGAUGCAGUCCCUGUCCUCUGCGCGCCAGUCUGAAGUCAAGGCCUGGGAAGAGGAGAUCGUCCCCUGCGAGCACACGCUGACACUCCAGCAACUUUCCACCGAGCCUAUUCCUGCUUCCGGUCUUGCGCACUGCUCAAAAUGCGACCUGAAGGAGAACCUGUGGCUCUGCCUGACUUGCGGUUCGCUCGGCUGCGGACGCCAGCAAUACGGCGGCCUCGGCGGUAACGGACACGGUCUGCAGCACUACGAGGAGACUCAACACCCAGUGAGUGUCAAGCUUGGGACCAUUACCCCGGAGGGUGGCGCAGACAUCUACUGCUAUGUAUGCAACGAUGCGAAGCUGGAUCCUGAGCUCGCCGCGCAUCUCGCUGCGUUCGGAAUCAACGUGCAGACCCAGACGAAGACGGAAAAAUCGAUGACGGAACUCCAAAUCGAGCACAACCUCAAGUUUGACUUCUCCCUGACGGGCGAAGACGGCAAAGCUCUCGAGCCCGUUUUCGGACCGGGCCUGACGGGGCUAUCGAACCUCGGAAACAGCUGCUACAUGGCAUCGGUGAUACAGACCGUGUUCUCCCUGCCGGCGUUCCAGGAGCGGUACUACCCCUCUGCGGCAGCACACUGGGCGACAUGCAGGGAGGCGCUCCCUGCGAACUGCAUUGACUGCCAGAUGCACAAGCUAGCGGACGGGCUACUCUCUGGGCGUUACUCGCACCCUCGCCCGACACCCGCAGGCUCAGCAGUGCCAGUGCCCGACGCGUCCGAGCCGACACCCGUGUUCCAAGAGGGCGUGCGCCCUGCUGGAUUCAAGGCGCUCAUAGGCCGCGGGCACGAGGAGUUUGCGACGAUGCGCCAGCAGGACUCGGAAGAGUUCUUUACGUAUCUCCUUACGGUGCUCCGGCGGCACGCCAAGAAGACGCAGGUGCAGGCGCAGGAGCCGACGGAGGUGUUCCAGUUCGGAAUGGAGCAGCGGUUGCAGUGCGGGGAGUGCAAGGGUGUAAGGUACAGGGUGGACCAGAUGGACGUGGUAAGCGUACCGGUGCCCGUGAAGGAGUGUGGAAAGGAUUCGGAAGGGAAGACUGUUUGGGAGGAGGUGGCAUUGAAGCGGUGUUUGGAUGUCUUGACCGGUACGGAGGCGCUCGAGUAUACGUGUCCCGGGUGCCAGAAGAGUGUUGUUGCGACAAAGCGAUCAAAGUUUGCGACUUUCCCGCAGGUGCUCGUGGUUCAUGCAAAAAAAUUCCAGCUUGUCAACUGGGUUCCUUCGAAACUAGAUAUUCCAGUCGAUGUAUCGGAUGCGUUGCAGCUUGACGAGUAUCUGGGUGGUGGCCUCCAACCUGGCGAGACGGUGCUUCCGGACGAUAAAGCAGCUGCACCCGCAUUGCCCCAAUUCAACGAAGCGGCUAUGGGUCAGUUGGAAGCCAUGGGUUUCCCCACUAUUCGAUGCCAGAAGGCGCUACUUGCGACAGGGAACAACGACGCAGAAGCUGCCAUGAACUGGCUCUUCGAGCACAUGGAGGAACCUGACAUCGAUGUACCGAUUGCAGUUGGGGGUGCGGCACCAGAAGUAUCACCGGAGCAGAUCAGCAUGCUGGUGGAGAUGGGGUUCACGCACGCACAGGCCCGCAAGGCGCUUCGCCAGACGGGCGACGACGCGGAGCGUGCGGUAGAGUGGCUAUUCUCUCAUCCUGACGAUAGCGGCGAGGACGCACCUCCGGGCUCCGUGAGCGGGGGCCCCAAGCCGUCUGCACCCGGGGGCUCAGCGGUGCUGCCGGCCAAAUAUGCGCUGAAGGCGUUCAUCUCGCACAAGGGCCCGUCAGUGCAUUCUGGGCAUUACGUCGCGCACAUCCGCGUGGGCGACUCGUGGGUGCUGUUCAAUGACGAGAAGGUGGUCAAAGCGGACGCGGAGAGCGUGCGGGAGCUCAAGAAGAUGGCGUACUUGUACGUCUAUGAGAGGGUGUAG